This is a messenger RNA of Rana temporaria (common frog), 2648 nucleotides long. It is a transcript of the gene EXOSC10, whose product is annotated as exosome component 10. The record is from RefSeq and is a predicted model, not a curated record. Gene Ontology annotation, biological process: exonucleolytic trimming to generate mature 3'-end of 5.8S rRNA from tricistronic rRNA transcript (SSU-rRNA, 5.8S rRNA, LSU-rRNA); nuclear polyadenylation-dependent snoRNA catabolic process; nuclear polyadenylation-dependent rRNA catabolic process. Gene Ontology annotation, cellular component: nuclear exosome (RNase complex); nucleolus. Gene Ontology annotation, molecular function: nucleic acid binding; 3'-5'-RNA exonuclease activity; nucleotide binding. NCBI's taxonomy places the organism in Eukaryota, Metazoa, Chordata, Amphibia, Anura, Ranidae.
UACGCUCUGGGGAAGGUCAUCGCCACCACAAAGUCAUCUACCGGUCUUCCGCAGUCUGGAGAUGAAUAUGACUUCUAUCGCAGCUAUCCUGGUUUCCGCUCCUUCUGCGAAACGCAGGGCGACCGCCUGCUUCACUGCAUGAGUCGAAUUAUGCAGUAUCAUGGCUGCCGCAGUUACACCGGGGAGCGAAAUAAGCACGGUGCUCUGGAAGACAAGAUGGACUUGCUGGUGGAUGCGAAUGACGCCAUUCUGGAGAGAGUGAGCAUGAUGCUUGAUGAAGCUUCAGGGGUGAACCGUAGCCAGGAGCCCAUUCUGCCUGCAGGUCUUCAGGCACCAAAGACCAUCAUCUCCAGCUGGAAUCGCGAGAGCUUUGACUCAAGCAAGAAAUACAAGACACAGACAUUUCGUCUGCUACUAGCCAAGAACAUUUUGCGACCACAGAUGAAGUUCAAAGAAAAGAUAGACAACACGAACACUCCCUUUGUUCCAAAAAUAUUUAUAAAGCCAAAUGCGCAGAAACCACUUCCAGAGAGUCUCGGGACUAGGCGAGUGAAACGCCCUGAAGACCUGGACGUCCCGACAGCCCUAGCAGAUUUUAUCCACCAACAGCGAUUACAGCAGCCUGAAAAUGACACGCUGGCUCACCCUUAUCAGUAUGAAUUGGAUCACUUUAAUCCUUUGGACAAAUCUAUGGAAAGGCCGGACAUACAGCCAUUCGUACCUUUGAACGACGCCCCCUAUCAUUUUAUCACCACGCUGGACGAUCUUGUAGCACUAAAUGAGAAGUUGUUAAAAUGCUCAGAGUUUGCUGUGGAUCUGGAGCACCAUUCGUACCGCAGCUUCCUGGGCCUCACCUGCCUCCUACAGAUCUCCACCCGAACUGAGGAUUUUAUUAUUGAUCCCCUUGAGCUCCGCAGUGACCUUUACAUCUUGAAUGAGAGUUUUACGGAUCCUUCCAUUGUCAAGGUCCUGCACGGUGCAGAUUCUGAUAUUGAGUGGCUACAAAAAGAUUUUGGCUUGUAUAUUGUCAACUUGUUCGACACCCACCAAGGAUCUCGCUUGCUGAACCUUGCGAGGAAUUCUCUAGAUCACCUCCUCAAACACUACUGCAGCAUUGAGUCUGAUAAGAAGUACCAACUGGCUGACUGGAGGAUCCGCCCAUUACCACAGGAGAUGAUCGAGUAUGCCCGAUCGGACACUCACUAUCUGCUGUACAUCUACGAUCGCAUGAGGACAGAUCUUCUGAAUGCUGCCAAUGGCACCCCGAACCUUCUACGAGUGGUCUGGCAAAAGAGCAAGGACAUAAGUCUAAAGAAAUUUACGAAACCCAUCUUCACAGAUGAAUCCUAUCUGGAGCUGUACCAGAAGCAGAAGAGGCACCUCAACACACAGCAGCUAUCGGCCUUCCGUCUCCUGUACGCCUGGAGGGACAGGAUGGCGCGCCAGGAAGACGAAAGCACAGGGUAUGUCCUGCCCAAUCACAUGAUGCUGAAAGUCUCUGAGGAGCUUCCCAGGGAGCCACAGGGCAUCAUGGCUUGCUGUAACCCAGUGCCACCUCUUGUGAGACAACAAAUAAAUGAAUUAAUGUUGCUUAUUCAGGAAGCCAGAGAGGUCCCACUACUGAAGUCAGAAGUUAGCUCGGCAAAGAAAAGUCCCAUGCCAAAGGUCGAAAAAAUGGAGAACCAGCUGUUCGGACCACAUGACACAACCUAUUCUCCAUAUCUACAUGACCCGUACACUGGGGCAGCGGUACCAUUAGCAGCCGGCAGUCUAUUUAAUGAUGAGGAGCCAGGCCCUGCAAGACCGCUCAGCCCUGUUAAAGUACUGGCAUGCGCCACUAUCUCUAUAUUCAAUGAUUCUGAUGAAACUGAGAAUGUAAGCAAUAUCUCAGUAGCGAAGAAAAAGGCCAGAAGUAUAAUGGAGUCUUUUGACAACCCGUUCCGUAUGUUCCUUCCGUCUGACAUCCGAGGUGCCCAUGCUUCUCAGGCCGCUAAGCUGGAUCCGAACACAAAAAUGUUUGAGAUCAGCAACCGCUGGAAGCUUGUCAGUAUAGCGCAACAAGAACGGGAAGCAAAGUCCAAGGAAGAGGCCAGACAGAAGAGGAUGGCAGAAAAAGCUGCCAGGAAGAAAGCCGAGCGAGAGUUUAAGAGCAAUGCUGCCAAUCAGACAUCUGUGCGAGAGCAGGUAGCGCAGGAGGAUGCAAGCAGAAAGCGUGAGAGAAUAGUCAGCGAGCCAGGAGCUGAAACCAAGAAAUCAGACAAGAAGAGGUUAAAACACGUGGAGAAGACACAGGAGGAGGGCGAAGGGGAGGAAGAGGCUGUGGCCCAGGUUCCCUUCACUCCCUUCGACUACAGCAAGUCGGAUUUCAAGGUGUUUGCAGGUAGCAGCCGCGUGGAAGGUCGGUCUGAGUUUGACCCAAAUAAACAAGCACAGUCAGGAAAACAGAAGAAUACUUCAGGCAAGAAACGAAAUAAAUCGGUGGGAAACAAAAGUAUGUCCUUUAUGGCAGAGAAAUCCAGUCGGGGCUUCAAACACAGUUGGCCAAGGAGAUGAAACUGCCGCCUAUGGGUUGAACAUGGAACUGUUGAAUUCAUUACUGCUUGGGUUUUGUUUUUGUUUUUUUAAUAAACUUUUAAUCAACUUAAGCA